This is a messenger RNA of Schizophyllum commune H4-8, 2193 nucleotides long. RefSeq lists its product as uncharacterized. The record is from RefSeq and is a predicted model, not a curated record. NCBI's taxonomy places the organism in Eukaryota, Fungi, Basidiomycota, Agaricomycetes, Agaricales, Schizophyllaceae. Bases 1 to 2193 code for a protein of 730 amino acids. The transcript is spliced from 8 exons.
AUGACCUCCCUCAGCAGGGAAGAUCUCCACCUCGAGUUCGCUCGCAUGUGUGGGCUCUCAUACGACCUGAACCCGCGUAACUUUGAGGAUCGCUGGCACGGAUUCUGGAACCUCGUACUGGGCAGAAUGUGCAGGCGACUGCAUUGCAACGCCUACGGAACUGCGCAAGAAUCUGUUUGGGCACACAACACCCGCCACACUCCUCCUCGGCUAGCCGACGUGGAAGUCUGGCUCGAUCCGGACGAUAGUCUCACUCGCGAGGAAGAGCAUACCGGUGUGGGAGUCCCAUCUCAAGAUGAGGCCUUUGACCCGUCCAGUCGGGGUCUUCAAGAACGAAUACCUGACCAGGAGUCGGAAGGUCUUGACACUGGCGAUCUCGAAGGGGAGCUGGACAUUGUUGAUGUUGAUACCCUCGAUGGCAUGGAUGCCACUCGUACCUUCGACUCCCGAAAAGUCAAAGUCCCCGACGAAAAAUCCACGACACAACAGCAGGCGUCGUCGAGCAGCAAUGUCCAACCAAAUGUGGUCCAGAUGGCCUCUCAAGAACUGGCAAAGAGCAAGACAGGCGCAGGACCUAGUACCACAGCCUUUGCUCAAGAUUGGCGCAUUGUGCCUCGCGCUCCUCAUGUCCCUUCUGGUAGCGCUAAGACUGCUGUCGGUGGCACCCGCCAUCGGGUACCGGAUAGCGCCAUCAACGCGUACUAUUCCCCCGACUAUACACCUCAGGCCAUGAUCGCGGCAAGGAAGAAGCGACAGGAAUGGACGACAAAUGCGCUGGUCCCCGCGGCUGAUGUCCCGUCCAAUGGCGGGUGCAGAUUACAGGAAUCAAGCGCCGUUCAGGCUCGACAGUCGCGAAGCGAUGUCGCCUCAGACAACGCUGCGCAUGCGCACAGUGGCAGUGAACAGGCGCCUUCGCAAUCCAUCUCGACCAACAAGCCUUCCACCCGUACCAAGAAACGUACCAAGCAGCCUGUGUUCCAAUCUGUGGAGGAAGUCCAGCGCGAGUUGAGGAAGCUUCCGCCUACCGACCCUGAGGAUUUCGAUAUCCCUCUCAACCCGAUCUCGCUUUUACACGGCUACAAGGUCUAUGAAACCAAGUUGGUCAACACCGAAUCCAAGCGCCUCCCUUCUCGCCAGGAGACCGAGCAGACGACAAUGCCGUGGUCCCACUCAUUCUCUGUUUUCAUGGACGAGGCCCAAGUUGACAAUAUUGAACAGGCUCGCGUCCUCUUCGCCAGCCCCCAAUGGGAACACCAGAACUCUAUCCUACUCUUCGCGACCUCGGGCGACUUCUACACGCACACGAUCGCAACACGCAAGCCAAAGGGCGAUCAGCUUGUAGCCUCCGACAUCGCCAAGCCGAAGAAGGAGCGGCCUGCCUUCAGGGUCCAGCCGUGGUCCCUUCCUACCUGGUACGGGUCCGACGCGAGCAACCGUCGGGAAGACAAGCUCGUUGCCUGGCUCAAUGAAACGUUCAAGCACGACGAGAUGGAGCAGCAAGCGCGCGACCUUCGCGACAAAGAACAGCUGAACGCGCAAGAGCGUCAACGUACUCCGCCUGCAGAAGACAACGAGCAGAACGACUCCGUGCCCAAUCCUGCGCCCCCUUCUCCGCCGUCUCCGCCUCCUCCGCCUCCUCCGCCUUCCCCUCGCCUGACAAGAGCAAUGACGCGCAAGCUGGGCGACAAUGGGAACGAGGGCUCGAGGGGAAAAGACCGAACCAAGGGCAAGGGCAAGGGCAAGGCGCGCGCGGAUCCUCCUCCCGCUGCCGACAUCGAGCAAGACUUUAACGUCGCCACUUCGGCUCUUUCCCCCGUAAUUGAAGCCGACGAGGAUCCGGGCGCUUACGAGAGCUCCGACUCUGACGAGGAUGCACCGCCGCGGAAGAAAGCUCGUACCGAACUCCCACCCGAGGGGCCGUCUCGUUCAUGUUCUCCUUCGUCUGCUGGUGGCGAUACUCAAUCCGUUGCUUCUGCCUCAGUACGGCCUGUGCCAACUCGUCGCAGUGCUUCAGCAUCUGCUCAGCCCGCCGCUUCGACAUCUACUCAGCCCGCGGCGUCGACGUCCACUCGGCAGUCUUCUGAACUCAGACGCUCGACUCGCGCGCCGCACCCUGUCAAGUUUUUCAACGCGCCAGGCAAGAAAGACGCCAAGAAGAACAAGCUGAAGCGCGCGAGGACCACUCCGCACUGA